This is a messenger RNA of Euleptes europaea (tarantolino), 3122 nucleotides long. RefSeq names its product OFD1 centriole and centriolar satellite protein (gene OFD1). Lineage: Eukaryota; Metazoa; Chordata; Lepidosauria; Squamata; Sphaerodactylidae. Gene Ontology annotation, molecular function: protein binding. The transcript has 22 exons. Gene Ontology annotation, cellular component: ciliary basal body; centrosome. The coding region runs from base 2 to 3064 and encodes 1020 amino acids. The record is from RefSeq and is a predicted model, not a curated record. Gene Ontology annotation, biological process: epithelial cilium movement involved in determination of left/right asymmetry.
GAUGUCUUCACCUGAAUUUAAGGUUUUGUCACAAGAUGAACUCCGGAAAAGACUGUAUCAGACGUUUAAGAACCGAGGUGUUUUGGACACACUGAAGACACAGCUUCGAAACCAGCUCAUACAUGAGCUAAUGAAUCCAGUUUUAAGUGGAAAAAUUCAGCUACAAACUGUUUCUAAUGAGUGCAGUUCAUUGUUAAUUAGUGCUUCUAACAGUCUGGUGGCAGAUCACCUGCGCAGAUGUGGAUAUGAAUAUUCACUAUCAGUCUUCUACCCAGAGAGUGGAUUAGAAAAGGAUAAGCUGCUUACUAUGCAAGAUCUCCUGCAUCUGAUGAGGAUCAACCCAAAGACAGACCUUUACAAAACACUGAUUUCAGCCUCUCAAAAGGAUAAUGCAAAAGGUUUUCUUGUACAGGUUUUAAUGGAGCUGAUAGAGCAUAAUCUCUGUAAGGAGACGUGUAACACAGAAACUCAGACAGGUCCCAUGCCACCUUACAAAGAGUCUCUUGCUGAGAAACUUCAAUUGAUUGAUGAACAGUUUGCAGACAAGUAUCCUCAGCGCCACAUAUCUGAGUCUUUAGAAGUAAAGCUCAUUGAAUACAGAAAAGAAAUAGAAGACCAGCUUCAGGCAGAAAUGGCUCAAAAGUUGCAUCAUUUCAAAGAGGUUGAAAUGGCUAAAAUUAAAAUGGAUGAAAGAGCACAAUCCCAGAAAGAAAUCUCAGAACUUCGGAGAGAGUUUGAAAAAGCUCACCAAACCAAGUCAGAGGCUCUAACUUCACGUGAAAGAAAUGCUAUUGCAAGGCUUCAGAAGCAGCAAGAGAUUGAUGCCAGAGAGAUUUACGUACAAAGACAAAGUCUGCUGAAAGAUAUUGAAACAAUAAGAAGUCGAGAGGCAGAACUGAAGCAGAGAGUGGAAGCUUUUGACCUUGCUCAGAAGCUUCAAGAAUCAAAAAAUAAGACUGUGGAAGAUGCUCUGCAUCGUCGAGAGGUAGCUGUGAAGACAAUUGAGGAGACUUAUGAUCAGAAGCUGAAGAGUGAACUCUUGAAGUAUCAGCUGGAACUGAAGGAGGAAUACAUAGCUAGAACCAAGAAGAUUACUGAAGAAGAGGAAAAAAAUAAAGAGAGAGCUAUGUUUUUACGUAAAGAGGCAAUUUCUGUUGAUUCAAAAAAGGAAGAAUUCAAACAAGCUGUUUCAUAUGCAAAAGAGCUUGAGCGGGAACUAGAUUCAGUCAAGGCUCAAGAGUUGUUAUUAAGUAAGCAGAAUCAAUUGUUGACUGAAAAACUGAAAGAAGUCUCAGAUUAUCCUUUGCUAAAAGAGGAGAAAAUGGAGCUUCAGGUACAGAUUAAGAUACUUCAGCAACAGUUGGAGGAGACACGCAGUGACAACAUUCAACUCAGAGAUAAGCUGACUCAACCAUCAUCUGAAUAUAUUGUCCUUCAAGCAGAACUGAAAAGAGUAGAACAAGCUAGAAAACUUGAACAUGAUGAGUCUGAAACUCACAAGCAGUUCCUGGAAAAACAAUUACAAAACGAGGUCGAUAAUUGUGUACAACUAAAGGCCCAGUUGUCAGAAUGUGAGAAUACAAUCAGGAAGUUAAAUGCACAAGUGGAAGACCUGAAGUUACAACUGAAGCAAACGCAAACAGCACUAGAGAAUGAAGUGUAUCGGAAUCCUAAACCAUCUUUGGUCGAUCGUUCUGUCAUUGACUUCACUGGUGACAGGACUGUGCCUCGUGAUAUUUAUGUAGAAGGUGCUUUCUUAACCUCUGUGCCUGUAACUGGUGAUAUUGGAAUGGAAAAUCCUUCAAAUCGGAAUCCUUGUCAUACCCUGAAGUCCACCACUUCACCAGAUUCUGAUUUAGAAUUUGUUGCUAAUACGAAGACGAGGAUAAAAGAAUUAGAGAGAGAAGCUGAAUAUUUAGAAGAAGCUUACAGGAAUUACCAGCACAGAGUCACUCAGAGCAAUGUUGGCCCAGCAAAGACCCAGUCUUCUUCACCUUUUUCAAAAAACUUUAAUGUUUCUUAUCAAAGACCUUGGCUUGCACAGGAUGAGCUGGCCUCCCAGGACUUUGCCCUUAGUUAUCCAAAAAGUAAAAAAUAUAACUGGACAGCCGGAAAUGGGUAUCAGUUUAAAAAUCAUCUCACCCCCCCACAAAAGAGAGCUGUUUCUUCUAGGCGUCUGUCUUCUACUCCAGUUUCCAAGACCAAGAGAAACAUCAGUCACAAACUGUUUUCUGAAGAUACACCUGGGUCCUGCCUUGGAGCGUCCCAUCGGAGAGCUGACCAGCCUCUCUCUCCUAUUCUAAGAACAGACAAUCCUUCACCUCCUGACUCUGUUUCUAAUACAUCAGCAGCUUCUUCUCCAGUGCCCAGUGAACAAAAUAUGAGUCUUCAUAACCAGGAGGAUGAAAAUCAGGAUGUUGGUGACUCUGUAAAGCCCAAGAAACUCAUGUAUGAAGACCUUGAAAGUCAUGAGUCUGCCAAUGAAUAUCAAGAGGACAUUCCAGAACAAUUCGAAAGCAAUGUGUCACAUCCAUCCGGGCACAUUGUUAGCGGAAGCCAAGGCCCAGUCUCUGUGCCUCCAACAGUUACUUCUCAGCUGGCAACAAGUGGAGCAGAACUAACAGCCAUAGAGAAUCAAAUGCAACUUGAAGAACAGCAAGAGGAGGAGGAAAAAUGGGAAGAAGAAAAGAGGAGCAGAGAAGAAAGAAGGUUGAGAGAGAGACAAGAAGCUUUGGAAAGAGAACAAGCAGAACUGGAAAAACUGAAUGAAGAAAUGCAUACUCGAGAGUCGACGACAACUAAAGAGAGAACACAAGAUGAAAAAGCAGAAGCAUUAGAAGUGAGUCUGCUGAAAACUGAAGACCAUAGUGGUGAUGCUGUUCCUAAUCCAUUGGUAAAAUACAUGAAAAUGGUUCAACAGAAUCAAGUGCAAGAGACUGCAAACAAGACUUCCAAAAAAGAAGAUUUUGAAGUAUCAUCAGAGAGACUCCCAGGUAGCGAAAGGGAAGACAGUUUUAGUGCUGCGGGCAGCCUUCAGGGAGAACCCGAUGAAGAUUUCUGGUGAACAUCAACUACCUGCCUAGAAAGAUGGACGUAAGAAAAACAUCAUGCAGCAAGAUGCU